Molecule: messenger RNA, 1062 nt
Organism: Soboliphyme baturini
Lineage: Eukaryota; Metazoa; Nematoda; Enoplea; Dioctophymatida; Soboliphymatidae
Source: the annotation of a GenBank genome assembly
CUGUCUGAAAAAGAGAGUCUUAAUACCAAGCCGGAAAGAAGGAAUGACUGCCGUGAUCGACAUAAAGCGGAGAGAAAUAGUCUUGGCGUCCUCCGUAUCUUCUCAGCGGACGUUGGAAACAGGAGGUUAAGACGUGUUCUUUUCCUGAUUAUCAGCAUCAGUUUAAUUUGUGUCUGGCCAUUUCCAAAUCAAUCGCAGCAGCAUCCAAAUGAACUCUACGUUCCGUCGAACAACUGUUGCUACUUGGUAGUACGGUGUGUUGGUGGUCUUGGUAACUUGAUGUUUCAGUACGCGUCGUUGUAUGGCUUGGCGAAGACCAACCGACUGAAACCGAUUUUUGAGUGCGAGAACUCAACGCUCGAAGAUGUAUUUCGUAACCUGAGCAUCGCAAGAUCGAACCAGUCAUCAAAGCCGCUCGUGGAGGUGAACAGCGACCCAUGUUGUACGUUCAAACAGUCUCUGACAACAUUACUGGAAAAUCGCAGUUACCACGUAGCCGGCUUCGUGCAGUCGUGGAAAUACUUCUCCCCGUACAUGGACGACAUAAGGCAGCAGUUCGUGUUUCAACCGGAGGUUGAGCAUGAGUUGAAACGCUGGAGCAACGGCUCUGAGCUAAUAGGCAUUCACACGAGGCGAAACGACUACACUCAACUGUACUACCGGCGCUUUGGUCACUUUCCGACCGAGCCCGGUUUCUUACGCAUGGCGAUUGGCUGGUUUAGAAAACGGUUCGAGUACGACUGGAAUGUCGCCAAUUCGCCAAAGAACGACAGCGUUAUGGUAUUGCAACCAAGGUCACCCGGUGUCGAUAUGUGUGUUCUGUCACGUUUUCCGCAUGUAAUCUUCUCCAGCGGUACCUUUGGCUGGUGGGCGGCUUUUUUAGCCAAUGGCACCGCGGCUCAUGGCAAGUUGUGCAGGCCAAACAGCAAUCUCUGCGCUAUGAUUACAAUGGAAGACUUCUUGUUGCCCGGCUGGCAGGCUGUUGGGCAGUCGGGAUUGCCAGGGCCGCCGCUGAAUAUUACAGAAACACCUGAAAGUUUAGACAAAACUAAAAUAUGCUAA